Messenger RNA from Naegleria gruberi, 612 nucleotides. RefSeq lists its product as uncharacterized. The transcript has a single exon. The coding region runs from base 1 to 612 and encodes 203 amino acids. Gene Ontology annotation, biological process: activation of GTPase activity; nucleocytoplasmic transport. Gene Ontology annotation, cellular component: cytosol; nucleus; perinuclear region of cytoplasm. The record is from RefSeq and is a predicted model, not a curated record. NCBI's taxonomy places the organism in Eukaryota, Heterolobosea, Eutetramitea, Acrasida, Naegleriidae. Gene Ontology annotation, molecular function: GTPase activator activity; small GTPase binding.
AUGAAACGUUUAUCACAUCUUCGAGCUUGUUUUAAUGAUAUUGGUGUUGAAGGGGCUAAACACAUCAGUCAAUUGAAACAAUUAACUUUUCUUGGAGUGAGUGGUAAUUUUGUUGGAGUGGAAGGAGCCAAAUACAUUAGUCAAUUGAAACAAUUGACAAACCUAGAUAUUUGUUUUAAUAAUAUUGGAGAUGAGGGAGCAAAACACAUUAGUGAAUUGAAACAAUUGAAAAAUCUCAAAAUUGGAAACAAUUACAUUGGUGUUGAAGGUGCCAAAUAUAUUAGUCAACUGAAACAUGUAACCAAGCUUUCUAUUAGUUAUAACAAUGUCAGAGUUGAGGGGGUUAAAUACAUUAGUGAAAUGAAACAAUUAACUGAUCUUAACAUUGGUGAGAAUGUAAUUGGUGAUGAAGGAGCUAAACAUAUUAAGAAAUUGAAUCAAUUGACUAGAUUAAGUAUUUCAGGUGUUGAAAUAAGUGAAGCAGGAGCUAAAUACAUUUGUGAAAUGAAACAAUUAACACAGCUCAAUAUUAAGAAUAAUAACAUUGGCAAAAUAGGCAAGGAAUAUAUCUGUACUGAACUGAAAUAUUUAAUUGAUCUUGAAGUGUACUGA